This is a messenger RNA of Peromyscus eremicus (cactus mouse), 1916 nucleotides long. It is a transcript of the gene Slc25a23, whose product is annotated as solute carrier family 25 member 23. The transcript has 10 exons. The coding region runs from base 182 to 1585 and encodes 467 amino acids. The record is from RefSeq and is a predicted model, not a curated record. Gene Ontology annotation, biological process: transmembrane transport. Gene Ontology annotation, molecular function: calcium ion binding; ATP transmembrane transporter activity. Lineage: Eukaryota; Metazoa; Chordata; Mammalia; Rodentia; Cricetidae.
CGGGGACGACUAGCAUUGAUCACUUCCAGCAAGUGCCGGAGCUCGGCCCCGCAGCCCAGAGGCUGCGGUGCGGGUGGUCGCGGGAGCUGACCCUGUGGGGACCCCGGGGGGGGAGGGGGAGCCGGAAAGCCCCCGCCGAGGCCAUCGCUGCGGGGCCUCCCCUCCCCCCCGGGCGGGCGCCAUGCGGGGGGGCUCUGGCGACGCGGAGCGGCGGCAGCGCUGGGGUCGCCUGUUCGAGGAGCUGGACAGCAACAAGGACGGCCGCGUGGACGUGCAUGAGUUGCGCCAGGGGCUGGCCAGGCUGGGAGGGGGCGACCCCGACCGUGCACAGCAGGGCAUCUCCUCUGAGGGGGAUGCUGACCCAGAUGGUGGCCUCAGCCUGGAGGAAUUCUCGCGCUACCUGCAGGAACGGGAGCAGCGUCUCCUGCUCAUGUUUCACAGUCUUGACCGGAACCAGGAUGGUCACAUCGAUGUCUCUGAGAUUCAGCAGAGCUUCCGAGCACUGGGCAUCUCCAUCUCGCUGGAGCAGGCGGAGAAAAUUCUACACAGCAUGGACCGCGAUGGCACCAUGACCAUUGAUUGGCAGGAAUGGCGAGACCACUUUCUGCUGCACUCUCUGGAGAAUGUGGAGGAUGUCCUAUAUUUCUGGAAGCAUUCUACGGUCCUGGACAUUGGUGAAUGCCUGACGGUGCCGGAUGAGUUCUCCAAGCAGGAGAAACUUACAGGCAUGUGGUGGAAGCAGCUGGUGGCUGGUGCCGUGGCGGGGGCUGUGUCGCGGACAGGCACAGCUCCUCUGGACCGUCUCAAGGUCUUCAUGCAGGUCCACGCCUCUAAGUCCAACCGGCUCAACAUCCUAGGGGGCCUGCGGAACAUGGUUCAAGAAGGGGGCAUCUUGUCCCUCUGGAGGGGCAACGGCAUCAACGUGCUCAAGAUCGCCCCUGAAUCGGCCAUCAAGUUCAUGGCUUACGAACAGAUCAAGCGGGCCAUCCGGGGGCAGCAAGAGACACUGCACGUUCAGGAGCGCUUCGUGGCUGGCUCCCUGGCCGGGGCCACAGCUCAAACCAUCAUAUAUCCCAUGGAGGUCCUGAAGACAAGGCUGACUCUGCGCAGAACUGGCCAAUACAAAGGGCUCCUGGACUGCGCACGGCGGAUCCUGGAGCGUGAAGGGCCCCGCGCCUUCUACCGUGGCUACCUGCCUAAUGUGCUGGGCAUCAUCCCCUAUGCUGGAAUCGAUCUAGCCGUCUACGAGACCCUGAAGAAUCGCUGGCUUCAGCAGUACAGCCACGAAUCAGCAAACCCAGGCAUUCUUGUGCUACUGGCCUGCGGCACUAUCUCCAGCACCUGCGGCCAGAUUGCCAGUUACCCCCUGGCACUGGUCCGGACCCGAAUGCAGGCCCAAGCCUCCAUUGAGGGUAGCCCACAGGUCUCCAUGGUGGGGCUGCUUCGACACAUCUUAUCCCAGGAGGGUGUAUGGGGCCUCUACCGGGGCAUUGCCCCCAACUUCAUGAAGGUCAUUCCAGCCGUGAGCAUCUCCUACGUGGUCUACGAGAACAUGAAGCAGGCUCUGGGGGUCACAUCCAGGUGAGGGGCCAGGAACCUGUCACCCCGAGAUUCCUUCAUCUUCACCACGGCAUCUCCCAGGCUGACGUCCUCGACCACCGGAGACUAAUGGCCUGACCAGUGGAUCCUAAUCCCCCAUCCCAAGCCGCUGGAUCCCAGUACCCAAAUCCCAGAUCCUUGGCCCUGUGUCCUGACCAUUACACCACUGGACCCCACUCUUUGGCCACUGGAUCCCAGAGCUGGAUCCUCAACUUCACAACCAGACCCCAACUGCUGUGCCUCACACAUCAGCAGUCUGACACUUGAAAUGCAGAACCAUCCACACCCUGGCUCUGAACCCUUAUCCCGGAGCCCCG